Scophthalmus maximus (turbot) is the source of this 1096-nucleotide messenger RNA. RefSeq names its product Spi-2 proto-oncogene (gene spi2). Gene Ontology annotation, molecular function: sequence-specific DNA binding; DNA-binding transcription factor activity, RNA polymerase II-specific. The transcript is spliced from 5 exons. Lineage: Eukaryota; Metazoa; Chordata; Actinopteri; Pleuronectiformes; Scophthalmidae. Gene Ontology annotation, cellular component: nucleus. Gene Ontology annotation, biological process: cell differentiation; regulation of transcription by RNA polymerase II. Bases 307 to 918 code for a protein of 203 amino acids. The record is from RefSeq and is a predicted model, not a curated record.
CUGAAAAGAGCGCUUUGUGCAGAGGCUGCCCCCAGGCCAGGUCUUAUCUGGCUCAGCGGGGAGGAUGUGGUCAGUGCUGGGAGGCUUUGUUGAUGGGUUGACUGGUGCUGGUGUUGGGGCUGUGUGGGAUGGUGGUCAUUGUUCCUGUGAGCCCAGGGUAGAAAACGUCUGGUGUUAUGCAGAGAGCCCGCUCCUGUUGGGGGGGUAUAAUAAGAGCGAGGGUCCCCCGAGCGUUGCAGAGUCAGUUCUGUGAAGUUCUCCCAAACUGCGAGGACUCUGCUGCGUGACGACCGACCUCGAUCUCUGAUGGAGACUCAGUCUGACUUGGAGGUGAUCUUAGAGUUCCUGGAGGAGUACUACAGACAAAGCACCGGAGAACAUGAGGACAAGGUGUACUGCACUGCGGCUGUGGACGAAAGAAGUGCACCUGUGGAUGAUGGAGCGUCAUGCGAGCGGCGAUGGACGUACUGCGAGCCACCGCCUGAACCGCAGCCAUUCCUGGCACACGACGCCCCGCCAGCCCGCUGCCAAUACACAACAGCAACACUAUCUGAGUCACUGCCAAACUGUGUAUCAACAAGACAAGCAUCCAAACACCAGGCCGCAGCGGCGGGGAGUGGUAGAAAGGUGCGACUCUUUCACUUUCUCUUCGAGAUGCUGGAGGAUCCAAACAUGGCCCACUGCGUGUCCUGGGUGCCGGCGGCCGCCGGCGUCUUCCGGUUCUCCUCCCGGAACAAGGACCAGGUGGCGGCACUGUGGGGCCAGAGGAAGGGCAACAAGAGGCCCAUGACCUACCAGAAGAUGUCCCGGGCCCUCAGGAACUACGCCAGGUCCGGGGAGAUCUUCAAGGUGAAGAAGAAGCUCACCUACCAGUUCAGCCAAGACACCCUGAUGCUCCUGCGGAGAUGUGUAAUAUAAAAUUGAUUUUGUGUUGCUCGUAUCAUGCUCGUAUAAGACUAUGACGUGCUCUGUUUUUAAUGUCUAAACUUUAAAUUCCUCAUUUUUUCCAAUAUUAGUUUGAACAAUUGCUUUGUUGCCUCGACAGUUUCUAAUGUAAAUAAUACAAAAUAAAUAAAGAAAAGAUAUUUUUACUUCA